This is a messenger RNA of Vespa mandarinia (Asian giant hornet), 5346 nucleotides long. RefSeq lists its product as uncharacterized. Lineage: Eukaryota; Metazoa; Arthropoda; Insecta; Hymenoptera; Vespidae. The record is from RefSeq and is a predicted model, not a curated record.
AAUAAGAAAAACCCAGAAUUCUGAUUCGAAGAAGGGGAAACAGACAUAAAUGCUAUUGCUGCAAUCUGCUUCUGUUAUAUGUCAUUCUUCAAUGUUAGUGAGAACAUCUUUAGAUUAACAAGUGAAUUAAAAGUGUGUCUUGGUCAUUUAUUCCAAGACCAGUCUAAAUAUGGCAAUGAAAAGGAUAAUUAUCUUAUCCAUUUUAUUUACACAAUCAUUAUGUGCACCCAGUGGUUGCAUAGAAAGCUGUACUACUACUUAUCGAAAAGUCAAUUCUUAUAGAACUCAUCAAGUAUCUAGUAAUCUUAAUGAUCAUGCAGAUUUGGUAACAGAUUCAAAUAUAAGAAACAUAAAUCAUUUAAAUCUUGAUUACAAUAGACCUGGUAACUGGACAGAACAAAAUGAAUAUAAAACUGAUGGUGGUCAUGGUAAAGUUUACGAAGAGCAAGGACAAUAUGUUGAAGGUUCAAAGCGUGUAAGAUAUUUUAAAAAGAAUUAUACUUCUUCAUAUACUAAUACUCAUGUAAAUAAUCCAGAUUUAAUACAGUCAGAAAGAUUAAUCAAUCAAAACAGAUACAAUUCUAUGCAUAAUACGGACAGUCAAAGAAUAUAUGAGCAAUCAAGAAAUUCAGAAUCAUAUAAACAAGAACAUAAUUAUAAUAAAUUACAUAAUGAUAAAUUACAACAAUCAUACAGAGGAAGAGAAAGUCAUAAUGGAAGACAUGAGAUUUUUGGAGAAUUAAGUGAUAAUUUACAAGUGAAUCAACAUGGAAUGUCUGGUGGUAAUUCAGAAUUGUUACAAGGUCAAAAUCGACACAUUGAAAUAAGACCUGGCAAUUGGUCUCAAGUUAAUACAUAUAAAACUGAUGGAGGACAUGGACGUGUUUUUGAAGAGGAGGGACAAUAUGUUACUGGUCCAAAAACAACUCGUUAUUACCAACAAAAUUAUACUUCUCAAUAUAGUACAAGCACCAAUCCUAAACAUGAGAUUGCUUCAAAUAUACAUGAUUUGCAAAAUACAAUACAAAAAGUAAAUCAGGAAUUCAAAAAUCUGGAAACAGAAAUUCAUCGAUCAUCUCAUUCCAAACAUAUGGCAUCAAGUAACACUUUGCAUACAGGUACCAUCAAUUUAAUUCAAGACAAUGUAACACCUAGUUAUAAAAAUAAUGAUCUACAAGUUGCUGAAAGUGCUGAUUAUAGACAUAGAGAUCAAAAUGAGUAUAUGCCUACUAUUGGAAUAAUAUAUAAUGUACCUCAAAAUCAAUUGCCAAACAGACAAACUCUUACUGCUGAGGAUGCAUUAUACAGAAAUCAAGACAAUAUAUAUAAUAGAAAUAUACCAAAUAUUCAACACCAAAGAGAAGAAACAUAUAUUUCUCAAUCUCAUACAAAUGUUUUACCCAGUCAUAUUCAACCUCAAAUUAGUGAAAAUAGUAAUUAUCAAAGACACAGGAAUAAUGAACAGAUUGGACUACAACAAAAGAUCAAUGAGGAUUAUCAAAGAGAACAUUUUGAUACACGCCAAUCACAAAUGAGACAAAAUUAUCAAUCUGUAGAUAAUGUACAACAUAGUAGAUUGAAUGAAAACAUUGAUAAUUAUCCAUAUACAAGAGAUCAAAGAAUACAACAUCAACAAGAUUGGGAUGCUAUGGGACAAAGAAGUGAAAUUGUUAAUACUAAUCCAUAUGACAGAAAUCAUUAUUCUUCACAUCACAGAAGUAGGGCAUACAACAUGGAAGUUGUUCGUACAGUAGGUGAAAAUUACAAUCCUGGCUAUACAGCACAUUCACAACAAGUAGUUACUGGCACACAUGGCAUUGAUCCAGGAAUGCAAUAUGAAGAUUGUACUCAUGAAAUGGAGCAAAGUCAACAUAGAUAUAACAGAAAAUAUAAACGUAAUGCAGACUAUCAUCGACAUAGUGACAGUCAGCAACAACAGCAAUAUGGGAGAUUUCCAAAAAAUCUAAAACAUCAACCAGAAAAACUGGCAUAUAGUGAUAAUGAACUUCAAUUGUUACAACAACAAAAUCAAGAUUUAACUCAACAGAGUGAAGACUUGACACAACAAACAAGUGGAUUUGAUGACUUAACACAACAAACUUCAGGACAUUUAGAGUUUGGACAACAGACACAGAAUCAUGGAUAUCCUAGUAGUCAAAAAUAUGAAGAUUUGACUCAACAAAACGAAGAUUUAACUCAACAAACAGGUGGAUUUGAUGAUUUAACACAACAGACAUCGGGACAUUUGGAAAUUGGACAACAGACACAGAAUCACAGAUAUCCCAGUAGUUUAAAUCAAAAAUAUGAAGAUCUAACUCAACAGAGUGACGAUCUAACUCAACAGAGUGACGAUCUAACUCAACAAACAGGUGGAUUUGAUGAUUUAACGCAACAAACUUCAGGACAUUUAGAAUUCGGCCAACAGACACAACAGGUACAGAAUCAUAGAAAUCGCAGUAGACAUAAUCAACGUAUUGAAGAUUUAACUCAACAGAGUGAUGAUCUAACUCAACAAACAGGAGGAUUUGAUGAUUUAACACAACAAACUUCGGGAAAUUUGGAAUUUGGACAGCAGACACAACAGGUACAGAAUCAUAGAAAUCGCAGUAGACAUAAUCAACGUAUUGAAGAUUUAACUCAACAGAGUGAUGAUCUAACUCAACAAACAGGAGGAUUUGAUGAUUUAACACAACAGACUUCGGGAAAUUUAGAAUUUGGACAGCAGACACAAAAUCACAGAAAUCCGAAUAGUUUAAGUCAAAAAUAUGAAGAUUUAACUCAACAAACAGGUGGAUUUGACGAUUUAACACAACAAACUUCAGGGCAUUUAGAAUUCGGCCAACAGACACAACAGAUACAGAAUCAUAGAAAUCGCAGUAGACAUAAUCAACGUAUUGAAGAUUUAACUCAACAGAGUGAUGAUCUAACUCAACAAACAGGUGGAUUUGAUGAUUUAACACAACAGACUUCGGGAAAUUUGGAAUUUGGACAGCAGACACAACAGGUACAGAAUCAUAGAAAUCGCAGUAGACAUAAUCAACGUAUUGAAGAUUUAACUCAACAGAGUGAUGAUCUAACUCAACAAACAGGUGGAUUUGAUGAUUUAACACAACAGACUUCGGGAAAUUUGGAAUUUGGACAGCAGACACAAAAUCACAGAAAUCCGAAUAGUUUAAGUCAAAAAUAUGAAGAUUUAACUCAACAAACGGGUGGAUUUGACGAUUUAACACAACAAACUUCAGGGCAUUUAGAAUUCGGCCAACAGACACAACAGAUACAGAAUCAUAGAAAUCGCAGUAGACAUAAUCAACGUAUUGAAGAUUUAACUCAACAGAGUGAUGAUUUAACUCAACAAACAGGUGGUUUUGACGAUUUAACACAACAGACUUCAGGACAUUUAGAAUUUGGGCAGCAGACACAGAAUCACAGAAAUCCAAGUAGUUUAAGUCAAAAGCAUGAAGAUUUAACUCAACAAACAGGUGGAUUUGAUGAUUUAACGCAACAAACAUCAGGACAUUUAGAAUUUGGACAACAGACACAGAAUCACAGAUACCCCAGUAAUUCAAAUCAAAAAUAUGAAGAUUUAACUCAACAGAGUGAUGAUCUAACUCAACAAACAGAUGGAUUUGAUGAUUUAACGCAACAAACUUCGGGACAUUUAGAAUUUGGGCAACAGACACAACAGACACAGAAUCGCAGAAAUCGCAGUAGACAUAAUCAACAUAUUGAAGAUUUAACUCAACAGAGUGAUGAUCUUACUCAACAAACAGGUGGAUUUGAUGAUUUAACACAACAGUCUACGGGACAUUUGGAAUUUGGACAGCAUACACAGAAUCACAGAAAUCCGAAUAGUUUAAGUCAAAAAUAUGGAGAUCUAACUCAACAAACAGGUGGAUUUGAUGAUUCUACGGAACAAACUUCAGGACAUUUAGAACUCUGGCAACAGACACAAGAGGUACAGAAUCAUAGAAAUCGCAAUAGAGAUAAUCAACAUACAGAUGAUUUAACACAACAGACCUCGGGACAUUUAGAAUUUGGUCAGCAACAUCAAAAACCAAGUAGUCAUAAUAAGCGUUUUGAAGAUUUUACUGAUUGGAGUAAUAAUCCAACUCAAACAAGUGAAUUUGAUGAUUUAAUACAACAAACAUUUGGACAUUUAAAAUUUGGAAAACAGUUACAGAAUCAAAGAUAUUCUACCAGUCAUAAUCAGCAAUUUACAAGUGAACAAUAUUUUCAUCCAAGUGUAUCUGGAACUGGAGAACAAUCGGAUCUGAAUGAAAAUAAACCUUUACAUUUACUGACACCAGCACCAAAACCGAAAUGGAAACCAAGAUAUACAACUUCUAAUCAAUUCACAACUGAUAUCAAUAAAGAAUCAAAUGUACAUAUUCAUCAUUCAAGUGAUGUUGCUGAUACAACUAUUUCAUAUCAAGUAUCAGAUGAUUCAAAAUCUAAUCAAGAAAUUGAAAGAAAUAAUGAGUUUAACUCUGGAAAUCUUCAAUCUUCAAAUCAGCAAGAAGUCUCAAAUCAGCCAAAUAUUCAAACAGUCGAUAAAGAUGGAAGUCAGCAACAUCAACAACAAAAUUUCCACAAAAGAAUUGGGUUCACUAAAGGCGGACAUAGAUUUAGACAUAUUUAUAGACAAUCAACACAAAGUGAAUAUCAAAAUAAUUAUGGAGAACCUCAAUCUCAAUUAAAUCAAGAUCCUAAUCGAAAAGAAAUAUAUAAGAAAGAAAAUCAAAACAAUAAUCAAGAGAAUGUCCCUUCUCAAAACAAUAAUCCAGGUGGUAAAAUAGAACCACGUAUUUUAGUAGCAUAUGGUGGUGGCCCAUAUGAUGCUAAUCAUAGUGAUGAUAUUUUUAAUCAUGUAACACAAAAUCCUAGUGCUACGUUACCUCCUUAUUCAGAUGGUGUAGAUUCAUGGGAUAUUAGAGAGAAACCAAGAGAAGUAAUUCCUCUGUCCACUACGACAACAGUAAUACCAGAAAUACCAGAAACACCAGAAAUAACAGAAAAAGUUGAUACCGAAGCUCCACCAACAUUCUGGACAAGACUUGGUUUUAAAUUUACAACUACCUUUGAUAAAGCAAAAGAAAGAGCUAAAUAUUUGUUCGGUUAAAUAUAAUUUUUUAAUUUAAUUCAUUUUUAAUCAAUAUUCUAUAAAGAAUUAUAAUAUAUAUGUUUAUUUACCACAAAUAAUAUAUUCAAUUUGUAUAUAAGCUCAAAUAAUAUCAAUAUUCAAUUUAUGAUAUUAUAAUCUAAGCAUUUUCACAAAUUAAUCAUAUAAUUUAGUAUUAUAAAUCUAUAAAGCAUAAUGUAUUAAAAUAAAUAUAAAAUUAUGAUGCA